Molecule: messenger RNA, 1167 nt
Organism: Gossypium arboreum
Lineage: Eukaryota; Viridiplantae; Streptophyta; Magnoliopsida; Malvales; Malvaceae
Exons: 8
Coding region: 1-1167 (388 amino acids)
Source: RefSeq, a predicted model, not a curated record
AUGAUAUGUAUAUCGACUAUUAGUACUAGAGGUACUCCUAGAAGGGGUACUAGAGGCCGUGGCAGAGGCCGUGCAGGUGCUCGGGCUGGAUCUUCAGCUUCGGGCCAUAUGCCUAAUGUUGAGGCAAAAGAGGCUCCGAAUUCACCUAUGAUCGAGAUUGGGUCACACGAUCGGGCGGCUGGGGAUGACACACUAUCCCAAGCUAUGCUAUGGAUUUUGGAAAGGGUCGCUGGGCCCAAUACUGGUACUGUGGGCUGUAGGUCAGUGACAGAACGACUCAGAUCUGACCAGGGGGAAAAGUCCGUGGCUGAGUAUGAGGCGAAAAUUUUUCGAUUAAGCCGCUAUGCGCGAGGCAUGGUGGCCAUUGAGUAUGAGCGCUGUGUAAAGCUUGCAGAGGAUGUGAAGCACGCUGAGUGCCAGAAUCAUGAGAAGGAUAAGGGGAGAAACAAGAGGGUUUGGAAGCCCUCAGGUUCAGCUAUAGGGCCUAAGGAAAAGGCCAGGGUUGAUGGGCCAGCUAGAGGGACUGUUCAGCCACAGAGAGGUUUUCAACAGCCGUUGAAGGGUCGUGGUCAGGCUAGAGGUGGAAAUGGUAUGAGCUGUAGUCGUGGAGCAUCGGGCAGGGGUGCUAGUCAUGCUGAGGCGAGGCAGCCAGCACUGGUUUAUGCUGCACGUUGCCAAGAGGACGGAGACACCCCAAAUGUUAUUACGGGAAGGAUCUUUUUAGCCUACCUGAUGGAACUUCCUUUUGGGGAAUUCGACGUAAUAUUGGGCAUGGACUGGUUGGUUAAGCAUCAGGUGAAUUUGGAUUGUACUGCUAAACGGGUAGUCCUGAAAACUAUCGGAGGUGACGAAGUGGUUAUGAUUUGGGAGCAUCGGAAUUAUCUCUCAAAUGUGAUUUCCGCACUUAGAGCGGAGAAGUUUUUUCGUAAGGUUUGCGAGAAAGUUAAGAAUUUUUUGGAUGUUCUUCCAGAUGACCUACCGGGGUUACCUCCUAACCGUGAAGUUGAAUUCGAGAUAGAGCUUUUACCUGGUACAGCUCUGAUUUUGAGGGAAAAGCAAUUGUAUGCUAAAUUCAACAAGUGUGAUUUCUGGCUACAUGAGGUUAAGGCAGAGCAUCAGUCGCCUUCGGGGUUACUUCAGCCAGUUAAGAUUCUGUUGUGGAAGUGA